UAGCUUUGCUCUCCUCCCAUCAUCAUGUGACCAGGUGAUCAGUCGGUACAGUCAGAACACAACGGAAACUUGUGACCAAAGCGGGCGGGCAGCUGGAGAAACUCGGCGUACAUAAAAAGCGACAUAAAAAGCUGGACAUUCGGUCUUUUUCUUUCUCUCCUCCACCAUCCACUGAGACGCCAUGGACUGCGGAGUCGCCAAGAUCAUCCUCCUGUUUAUCAGCUUGAUAUUUUGGGCUGCAGGAGCAGGACUGGCCUAUGUCGGUCACUACGUGAUCAAGUCCUUCGGCAGCUUUGACAGUCUGAUUCAAAAUAAGUCAACUCUAAUCCCAGCAGCCAUUAUCAUCGGAAUCAGUGCGGUGAUGUUCUUUGUUGGGAUCGUGGGAUGCUGCUCAACCCUCCGCGAGUCCAAAUGUGGCCUCAGCUUUUUCUUUCUGAUCAUCAUGUUGAUCUUUGCAGCUGAAGUGACUGCUUUGGUGUUUAGCUUCAUCUACCGCAGCAAGAUCAAUGGACAGCUUGAGAGGCCCAUAAGAGACUCUCUUUCAAAGUAUAAUGGGGAGAAGAACUCUGACACCGAAGCAGUGGACAGCAUGCAGACUUUGUUAAAGUGCUGCGGUGUCAAGAAUUACACCGACUGGACCAACACCACCUAUUUUUCUACAAACAAAACGCUGCCUUUGUCCUGCUGUAAGAACUCCUCAUCGCCACAGUGCAAUGGCAAACUGGAAGAAAAGGACCAGUUUAACACUGAGGUGAAUCACACUUGA
Molecule: messenger RNA, 766 nt
Organism: Pundamilia nyererei
Lineage: Eukaryota; Metazoa; Chordata; Actinopteri; Cichliformes; Cichlidae
Gene: tspan36
Product: tetraspanin 36
Exons: 5
Coding region: 182-766 (194 amino acids)
Cellular component (GO): plasma membrane
Source: RefSeq, a predicted model, not a curated record